AUGAGGUUUCAUAGACGUUGCGGGGACAGAGUUAGCCUUUUAAAUGGCAAAACAACAGCUAUAAGAAAUUUCGUUGAGUUCAACCACGGUUUAAUAUUCAGUGCGGAUCCUUUGACCGACGACGUUAUAUUCGAAGUUUGCAUCGAUAGAAAGGUAAAUGUUUGGAAUGGAAGCCUCGAGAUUGGUGUCACAACUCUUGACCCUGAGUCUAUGGAAUUGCCAGCCACGGCCACCAAGCUCCGCAACACAGCAUGGAUAAUGUCUGGCAGCUCUGUAGUGAAGGAUGGCGUUACAAUAAUCAACUCAUAUGGACCGAAACUGGACAGCCUCCAUGAGAGUGAUUGCCUUGGUGUGAUGAGAACUAGUAAGGGCGAAUUAAUGUUCUAUGUGAACGGACGGUGUCUGGGUUGUGCCGCGAAGGACAUGCCACCACGGCUCUUUGCUGUAAUAGAUCUGUACGGGCAGUGUGUUCAGGUCUCAAUUAUGCGCACGAACACCAUGCGUACCAUUAUAGAGAACACUUUGGAUCAGAUUGAGGAAGACCCAAACAAUGACGACACUGUAACGUCAGGGGAGUUUGAGCUCUCUUCAGAAACGCCGCACAACAAACCGUGUCGCGAGGUGCUCGUCCCGAUCACGACGGAGGGGGCGUGCGCACUCGUGGCCCAAGAUCGGCUGCGAUUCCACCCGAGGUGUGGUAUCCUUGUCAAACUGUCCAACAACAACAAGUCUGCCGAGAGGUCGCGACCACUGGAUGACUAUAACAACGGUGUGGUGAUGACGCACCGGCCCCUCUACGACAACGAGCUCUUCGAGAUACGAAUAGACCGUCUCGUGGACAAGUGGAGUGGCAGCAUAGAGGUCGGCGUGAGCACGCACAAUCCGGCCACAGUCCGGUUCCCGUCGACGAUGACCAAUAUGGACAGUGGCACCAUCAUGAUGUCCGGAUGCAAGGUUCUCCUCAAUGGCCAGGGCACUUGCGUCGCCUACGGUAACUUCAACCUGGACGAGCUAAGGGAGGGGGAUACGGUGGGCAUGAUGCGCAACUCGUCGGGCAAGCUGCACUACUUCAUCAACGGGAUCGACCAGGGUGUCGCCGCGGACAAAGUGGAGCCCCAAGUGUGGGGGGUCGUCGACCUCUACGGGAUGACUGUCAAGGUGUCGAUAGUCGAUCCGUGCGAGGUGAUAACCUCGAACAUGAGCAACUUGCCCUGCGUCUCCAAUCAGCCAGACGUGCCCGCGCCUGUACCUGCGGCCGCUGGCAGGUACAGGCCGCAAAUGGACGAAGACACUCUUUUAUUUCAUUCGCUGCGUGAUUCGUAUGUUGUUAUUAUUAACGAUGGUAAGACUGCUCAUCGGCCUAACGCUUUCGAAUUGUUCAACAACGGUAUAGUGAUGACGAAUCGAACGCUGAGGACCAAUGAGCUGUUCCAAGUGCGCCUGGAGCUGGUCAUACCCAAGUGGGCCGGCAGCGUCGAGAUAGGGGUCACGCAGUAUUCCUCGAAUGACAUAAAGAUGCAUUUCAAGAUGAGCAACGCGAAGGCCGGCACUUGGGUCAUGGCCGGCGAAGACGUGCUGCGCGACGGGAGCGUCAUCAUCCCUAAAUACGUCAGGAACCUCAACCGCCUCUGCGAGGGAGACACAGUAGGCGUGAUGCGUAAGGACAUGGGCAUCCUCCACUUCUUCGUAAACGGAGUGGACCAGGGCCCGGCCGCCUUUAACAUCCCCGAGCAUGUGUUUGGUGUACUGGACCUGUACGGGCGCGUGGCCCAGGCUACCAUCGUGGACACCUACGUGCCCUCCACCGCUUUCUCACCAGAGUCUCCCAAUUCCAUCGACUCCACCGCCACCGUCUAUCCGGAGAUGUGUUUUCACCGCGUGCACGGGCGCAACGCUCGCCUCAGCCGUACGCGCCUCACCGCCUCCCGCUCCGCCGUCUACUCGGAGUUCAACGACGCCGUGCUCUUCAGCUCGCGCCCUCUACGCGAGUGCGACAUGUUCGAGCUUCGCAUCGACUCGAUGGUUGACUGCUGGAUCGGUAGCCUGGAGAUAGGGGUGACGGCUAUCCGGCCAGAUGACCUGGAGGAGUGCGCUUUGGCCGGCACCGCCACCGACCUCAGCUACGACACGUACAUCCUGAGCGGAUCCGCCAUGAUGAAGGACGGCGAGUGCGUGCGCAGCGGGUACGCGCUCGACCUCGACACGCUCUCCGUUGGCAGUCGAGUCGGUGUGAUGUGGCACGCCGACCGCAGCCUGCACUACUACCUCGACGGAAUGGAUAUGGGCAAAGCGUGGUAUGUGCCCCACCUCAACAUCUACGCGGUCGUUGACCUCUACGGCCAGUGCACACAGGUGACGAUUCUGCAGAACGAGGAGAGAAUGUUCAAUUACAACGGCUGCCCGCUCUCCGACAAUCCAUUCUUCGGCUUGCCGAGACUGCUCGCCACGCCACCGCCACCAUAUUGGAGCUUCUCUGAGUACUAUGGAGAUAACAUCCGGCUGAGCCACGAGUACUCAGUCGCAAAGAGGAUGACCCUGGACCCCACGGGGGCGCUGCUUUUCAGCUCUGGUCAUCUUGCAGUCGGAGAAAUCUUCGAGAUAAAGAUAACUCAGUGCGACGAUAGCUUCGCGGGCGGGUUCCGAAUGGGCGUGACCGACGUCAACAUUCUGAACGCGCACGUCAACCGCAGUCUACCGCCGUCCAUCGUGCACCUGCCCCACUACACGGCGUACAUCGACGGUAAAUACAUGAAGUACUCGAAGGCGGGCAGCCGCGAACGGGAUUGGCGCGCUGUGUCGCCCUCGUUCGAGUGGCUGAGGCCGGGAGAUCGCGUUGGCCUCAAGAAGAGCGCGGACGGUCGUGUGUUUGUCUACUACAACUGCGAACAGCUCGACACAGCCUUCGAGCAUGUGCCCGAUAAGGUGUACGUGGCGAUGGAGUUAUACGGAUGCGUGUGCAAGAUCCAGGCCGUCAAGCGGGACAGCGUCGCCGUUCCCCCGCAGACGAUCCCGAACGAUUCGUCACUGUACAUCGAGCCGACGACCGAAGUUGCCGUCGAGGUUUACGAGAACGCGAACGAAUCCGAGGCGACGACGACCCAACGACGCCGCGAGCCGGCGCCCGCUCUGCCAUAUACCUUCCACUACCUCCACGGAGACAACGUCGAACUGUGCAGCUCUGACACCGUCGCCAUUCGCACGUCUGGCUACAACCACGGUGUGGCUGUCGUGAGCCAGCCGCUGCGGCGCGGCCAAAGCUUCAUGUUCCGUAUUGACAAAGUGGUGGACGAGUGGGAAGGCAGCGUCGGCAUAGGGGCGGUGGCCACCCUCCCCGCGGACAACUUGCCCUUCGUAGCGCACUCGCUAGAUCCCCCCGUGUGGUUACUAACCGCCGAUCUACUCUACGACGGCACAUAUCUGAGAAGUCCAAUGGCCUUCAACUUGGAGCAAGCCGCCGUGGGCUCUAUCCUUACUCUUCACUUCCGCUUCGGAGGCGAGUUGGUCGUAGAGCUGGACGGCAAAUCGCUCGGCGUUAUCGGAUCUGUCCCGAGACUCGACGCCCACGUGUACCCGUUGCUCGACCUCUACGGUAGAGUGAGUCAGGUGUCCGCUCUCUUGCAUCCGUACUCGAUGGCCCGGGGUACCUCGCUAGACUUGCCAAUCAUAGUGGAGAGUGUCGUAGAGCUCGAAUUGGAGCCUCGAAACGCCAGUGACAUACGCUUUCGACGAAGCCUCAGCCAACGCGAUCUCCCCGACCACUUCGGGGACACAGAGCCCACGCACGGCUCAGAGGUCUCCCGCGAGCUGAGGCGAGAGAGCCUCUCGACGUACAACUUUGAGUUAACGGAGACAGAGCGGCUCCUCUGCGACACCAACAUACGCCACAACGACCGUUACCCGGAGGCGAGCGACGUCGACGACCUCGACGAAGAGGUGUCGGACGCUCUGGCUCCCGAGCCGACCAAUCUGCCAGACGUCACGGAAGAGCGUUUCCAGAACGGGGCGGAGUCUAUCUCGCCCGAGAAUCUCGCCUACUUGAACCGCAUCCUGGGACUCGAACGCGAGUGCGAGGCGAGCCUCGAGGCGGAGUGGGGCGCUGGUUGCGAGCACCUGCACCUCGUGCUGAAGUUCUGGAAUCAUCUCGUGUUGCCGCACCCGGAGCUGAGGCGCGCCGUGUCCUGGGGCCAGAUCAAGUGCCACUGCUCCGCAUGCGUCCCGGACUCGGACCAACCUUUUGCUGGGUGGGUACGCAUCGAACGGAUUGAUGGAGUCGGGGCUGCCAUGCGCGGCUUCUGGCACAUCGCGCGCGCAACUCUAGCUGCGGCACAGGCGCGAUCGGAACGAGGCCCAGCGCGUCGGCCGCGGCACCUUGCCCCCGCCCCGCUCGCGGCGCCGACCGACAUCUGGCUGGACGAGGAGGGCAAACCGCACCGCACCGCGCUGGCCCUCGAAAUUGACAUCGAAGGCGACGAAGCGGACGAGGACCGACUGCUGGCCUUUCUCGUCCACGUGCGGCCGUCCUCCGCGCCGGACGAAUGA
Messenger RNA from Leptosia nina, 4539 nucleotides. Lineage: Eukaryota; Metazoa; Arthropoda; Insecta; Lepidoptera; Pieridae. The record is from the annotation of a GenBank genome assembly.